Penicillium cosmopolitanum is the source of this 6723-nucleotide messenger RNA. It is a transcript of the gene nrps7, whose product is annotated as putative nonribosomal peptide synthase. Gene Ontology annotation, biological process: amino acid activation for nonribosomal peptide biosynthetic process; secondary metabolite biosynthetic process. Gene Ontology annotation, cellular component: cytoplasm. Gene Ontology annotation, molecular function: catalytic activity; phosphopantetheine binding. NCBI's taxonomy places the organism in Eukaryota, Fungi, Ascomycota, Eurotiomycetes, Eurotiales, Aspergillaceae. Bases 1 to 6723 code for a protein of 2240 amino acids. The record is from RefSeq and is a predicted model, not a curated record. The transcript has 5 exons.
AUGAUCUCGCACGAUGAUAGUAUCAAAGAGCCUCACCAGGCCAAGCUUGCCAAUGUACACAUCGAACCGUUGAAUAACGUCGAUAUCGCAAAUGAGUACUGGGAAGAGAUCUUCCACCAAGCUGGAACCCAACGGAGUUUACAAUGCUUUCCUAUUGAAUACCAACAGCCUCGCUGCAAGUCGACGCUCGCCAUAUCCGAUGGGCUGUUUGAGGCCACUCUAUGGUUCUGCAAAACGCACAAUGUUCGUCUACACGAUGUGUUUUAUGGAAUAUGGGCUAUUGUGUCUGCGCGACAUAUGGCAGAUGGCCAGCGCACAACCGAAUUUGCCGUGGCUGGCCGGGAUCGCUCAAGCCUGGGACAAGAUGAAGCAAUCGGGAUAUUAGACCACGACUUUCCCCUAUUUCUUACGCUUCCAAAGGACACGGAUGUCCUAUCAUGGAUACGUCAUGUGGGAACAGUUAGCGCCAAAUCGUCUUCCCAUGCACAUGUUGGUUACAAAAACAUACUUGCGAAAACCUCGGCACAUAAUCCUCAGGUCAAAGUUUCCAUUAUCUGGGCAGGCAAUGGUAAUGAACCUCUUACCACUGGAGAUGAAUUAUUUGCUCUAGUUCUCAACAUUUGUGUCUCAACAAAUCUCAAAUUCAGUAUAUGGCACAACUCAACCGUCCCAGAGAGAGACAUUCGCGUGCUACUGGACCAUGUUGCGACUGCACUGCAACAGACAAUGGAGAGCCAUCACUCAAGCAUCUCGGAGUUCCAGAUAAUGUCACCAAUGGAGAAGCAAAUAUUACAAGAACAUGCAAACAACAGCGGCUUAAUGCAUCUCCUGAUUGAACGACAAGCUAAAUUGACACCUGAUGCCGAGGCAGUGCAGUUUGAACGGGAUGAACCACUCACUUUUUCAACGCUGAACGCGCGGUCUAAUCGAUUAGCACGACAGAUACAAUCACUUCGAGCUUCAAUUGUGCCGGUACAUAUGCACAUAUCAAUCAACUUCAUUGUCGCACUUUUGGCCAUCCUGAAAGCUGGUGCUGCAUACGUCAUUUUGGACCCGGAUGCCGGAGCAGCGCGCAGGUCCUACAUCACAGAGGAUGUUCAGGCGGAUUUCAUCUUGGUGGAUGACAAUACAGCAGGCGAGUUUGAGAAGGAGUUCAAAGUCGACGAUUUACUCCGGCAGUCAACACAUUAUGAUGAAACCGACCUCAUGACGAAUCAGCGUGUUAGUGACCUCGCAUACAUCAUCUAUACAUCGGGUUCUAGUGGGAACCCCAAAGCAGUACAGCUUGAGCAUCAAGCCGCAUUCAGCGGCCUGAAGGCUUUCCCCAGAAUUACCAAUCUUCGUCAAUUGCUUUUUUACAACCCUGUCUUUUCCGCGGCACAGAGAUCUAUUUGGGCGACUCUGAGUAUCAACUCAAUUGAUAUGACUUCAACAACCGCGACAUUGAUCUCACCCGAUGAAGUGCCCCUCCUUCGACGACUAGUAUUGGGUGGUGAGAUGGUCAGUUCGACCGUGAUCAAGAGAUGGGCACAUCGGGUAGAACUCUUUUCGUCCUACGGCCUUAGCGAAUGCACACAACUCAAUUGGCGUUGCAGGUUGUUCAGCGAUUCCAAUCCUCGAAAUAUUGGACAACCGUCUGACACAACGACAUCGUACAUUCUAAUCCCUGGAACCGUUAAACUUUCACCUCUACUCGUCCCUGGCGAGUUAUGUCUUGGAGGUGCGCAGCUCGCAAGAGGGUAUCUGAAUCUUCAAGAAGAAACAAAUCAGCGUUUUAUGGACAACCCAUUUGGCCCAGGUCGACUCUAUCGGACAGGCGAUAUGGCGGUUCGUCACGCCGACGGGUCCAUUGAAAUGCUGGGACGGAUUGAUUUUCAAGCCAAAAUCAAUGGCCAGAGAGUUGACCCCGGCGAGCCCAACUCAGUAAUCCAAGCACAUGAGGAUGUUGAGCAAUCGGCUGUGGUUCCAGUUCUUGUGAAUGAGAAAAUGCUUCUCGUCGCUGUCGUUGUCAGUCGUGCUGAGUGCGAAUGGGAUCCCCUUGUCGAAAGUCUUCGCUCAUUUCUCCCAUCGAGGAUACCAUCUUACAUGGUACCGAGUUUCUGGGUUUCCAUCCCUGCAAUGCCACUGAAUGCCAACGGGAAAGUCGAUAUGCCAGCGGUUCGAGUUAUUGUUGAGCGCCAACGUGAUUCAGGACAGUUAUUUCCUCAUCGUUCCAAGACCGAGACAAAUGGCAGCACCCUCACUGAGAACGAAAAUAUAUUGAGAAAACUCUGGGCAGAGCUUUUGUCAAUUCCGGAAUCAUAUAUCUCCCUGGGUGACUCAUUCGUUUCGUUAGGCGGCACAUCCCUUGAAGCCAUCCAGGUUAUCUCAUGGCUUCUAUCUGAACAUUCCCUUCACUUGAAGGUCGAUGAUAUUAUUCUUGGAGCCUCGCUCUCUGCUGUCGCUGGUCUUGUUGAGAAGCUAGCCGAAGAAGUCAGCGAUGAAGACCAAAUAACCCCGUUUGCACUUCUUCGUGAGCCUCUUUCUUCGGAAUAUGCGAAAGUCGAACAUUCGGAGGUCGAAGAUGCUUAUCCAGUCACACCUUUCCAAGAGGCAGCCAUUGCAAACACACUAAUGGGCGACAAAAGCUACAUCUAUAGCCGUUCUUACAGCUUCGCGGGACAUGAUGAGGCCACUGUGAAAGCGUCAUUGAUAUCCCUUGCAAAGUCCCAUGUUCUCCUUCGGACAACAUUUGCCGCAAGAGGAGCAUCAUUUCUGCAGGUAGUCAAGAAGGCUGUAGAAUUGCCGUGGGAAACAUCCACAUUGGAUGUGAAAGAUUAUAUUAAAGACAGAGCAUCAGAUCUGAUGUAUCCCGGCGACCUCUGGUGGAGAGCGGCUGUUCUGCCGGGGAAGAUUCUAAAAUAUGACGAUACUGCCAUGGAGGCAUUCUGGAGCAAUUAUCUCGAUGGAGUCAAGCCUAGUCCACUUGGAUCAUAUGGAAGUCGAGAAAGCACGGUUACUGCCAAACUCAAUUUUGAUUUGCAAAGUGCCGCAUCAAUCCUCAGUGUUACACCAAGUGUGCUGUUGUAUGCUGCUUGGUCGGUUGUUCUGUUUGUUGCUGGCUCUACUGAUGAUGUCGUUUUUGGUGUCACCCUUUCCGGGCGAGAAGCCCCAAUUCCAGGUGUCCUCCAGAUGAAUGGUCCUACCCUCAUGAUUGCUCCACUCAGAGUUAAAGUUGACAAAACGGUAUCAUUCAAAGCCCAUCUCAAGAGUGUGCAAGACAGUCUCUGGGGUGUUGCGAAUAAUGCUCAGUAUGGGCUACGCCGUAUCCUUAAAACAACUGGACAGCCAAAAGAUCUCGUGGGAUCAAUGGUGAACUUCUUGAUCAAAAUACCCGCGCCUAGGCCGUCUGGAGGAUUAGAACCUUUGUCAGAGAAAAAUCUUGGCUCUGUUGAAAAUGUCAAGAUUGAGAUCAACAAGGAUACUAUGGAUUGCGUAACCAUCGUCUCAUCGCUUGAGAGAGACUUCGCUCAGACUCUCGUCGACACGGUUGCGGUUGUUCUUGAAUCGGCAUCAUCUGCGCCACUUACGGAAAUCGGAAAUUGGAAAUUGGUGCAACCAACAAUCGGGUCCACAGGCGAUCUUAAAUCCGAGGAUCCUAAUUCACGGUGGAUGAAGAGCCUGCAAAGCAAAGGGGAGAACCACUUGAUCAGGUCUAAUGAAGGGGACCAAACCCAAACGAUCAGCAGAGAGCAUCCCGAAUUGGCACAUUCUGCAUUUCAAAGAAUGGCUGUUUCUCAUCCAGCCAAGGUCGCCGUGCAAGACGCGUCAGGAAACCAGAUAACAUACGCUGGAUUGGCCAUCAAGGCCAACCAGCUUGCGGGCCUAUUGAUAAGGAAAGGAACUAAGCUGGAGCAAAUUGUCCCCGUCAUGUUCGAAAAGUCCAUUAACACUGUCGUGGCUAUAUUUGGAAUCCUAGUCGCUGGAGGUGCCUUCUUACCUCUUGGGCCAGAGAACCCCCGGGAAAGAAACUUGGGAAUUCUUGAGGACUUGGAAGGCAAUAUUGCCAUCGCAGAUCGAUGCAACGCCGCUUUCUUUAUUGAUGCUGGAUAUGAAGUCAUUGUACUCGAUGAUCUAAAAUGGGACGCAAUGCCGAUCGAGAGACAUGAUGUGCCUGGAUUGAAGCCCAACAACCUCGCAUAUGUUAUAUACACCUCCGGCAGUACUGGCAAGCCGAAGGGGACCCUUUUGAUGCACGAGGGCCUAUCAGCGGCAGCCCAGGCAAUCAAUGAAGCAACGAAGACUGAGAUCACGCAUAGGUUUUUAUGGGUUCCAAACUAUACAUUUGACGGCUCUCUAGACACGCUUUUUACAGCUCUCUCCAGUGGAUGUACGCUGUGUGUUGCUCCACAGAGCGUCAUUCAAUCCAACCUCACCACAUUGAUCAAUACAAUGCAUGUCAGCCGAGCCAAUAUGACACCUUCGAUGACCGCACUCAUCAAUCCUGAGGAAGUGCCGACUCUUCAAAUAUUAAUUACCGGAGGAGAAGCCAUCACCCCGCAAUUGCUGGCUGCAUGGAUACCGCGCGUGACGAUAUAUAACGCAUACGGACCGACUGAGGCCACCAUUUCUAUCACCACCACGCCUAUUCAUCCACAAAUGAAUCUACGUAAUGUUGCGUCGGUGAACUUUGCCUCUCGGGUCCCCAGCUGGCGAGGGGGGUACUUGAAUCGCCCUGACGCCACGGUGCGCGCAUUUGUUGACAGGCCCGAGGGAAGAAUCUAUCGCACUGGUGAUCUUGCAAGAAUAUUACCCAAUGGCGACAUCGAACUGUUUGGAAGGAAAGAUGAUCAAGUUAAGAUCAACGGCUACCGAAUUGAAUUGGGUGAGAUUGAAAGUGUUGUCAUGAGAACGAGCAUGUUUGAUACGGAAGGGAGGAUAGAAACGGGCUUUCUUCUGCCUCCUGGACAACUCCUUGAUUUUGAUCAGCUCAAGGGUCAACUUGCCACUAUACCGAGCUAUAUGAUUCCCACUAUAUGGCUACCUGUGGCCAAGUUCCCAUUCUCAGCGGCUGGGAAAGUUGAUCGGAAGCGUUUGCAAGGUCUAGUUGAAGGUAUGGCGGACAAUUUACUCAAACAUUACCUACCCAAGGAAGUGAUAUCUGCCAUUACCACCGAGACAGAGCUCAACCUGCAGUUACUUUGGUCGGAACUUUUUGAAACGCCGCUAGACCAGAUCCACGCCAAUUCUUCAUUCCAUGCUUUGGGCGGAGACUCCAUCUCUGCUCUGAAUCUUGUCAGCAUGCUUCGUCGGCAAGGGUACGAAAUGAAAGUCAGCGAUAUUUUGUCAAGGAAUACAUUGAGGCAACAAGCGGCAUUGAUGGAGCAAAGCAUCAAAUCAAAUACUACGGUGACUACGCAGAACAUUCAAUACAAACCACCUGAUACGGUGUGGGAGCGAUUGUCUCAGCUUGGCGUUCGGAAAGAUGAAGUUGAAGACAUUUACCCUUGCAGCCCUGGACAGAUUGAAUUUCUGACUCAAGGGAACAAACAAGAGCAGUUUUGGCAACUAUUGGCCGUUCGAGAGCUGCCGAAAGACUUUGACUUCGAUCGCUGGAUACAACUCACCACUAAACUCACCCAAAACAGCCAGAUCCUGCGUGCUUUGUAUGUUUACGCUGAAGAAGCGAACGUGAAUACAGCUGUCCAAGUUGUGCUCAAGACUCCAAUACUGAAUCUACGGUACAAGUCAUUUGAUAAAGAAGAGGAGAAGCAACACAUGUUGGCAGCGGAAUGGAGAGAGCUCUUUGAUCCGCGCAAGCCCUUUGUCAGAUACACAUGUCUUGUCAACACGGAAGACGGCACAAAGUACCUUGUCAUCAAGCUAGAUCAUGCUUCGUAUGACGGAACACUUUUACACAUAUUUGAUGAGCAGUUCAAAGCCCUGGACAAGGACCUGCCCAUUCCCAAGCAUACACCUUUCAAAGACUUUAUUGGUCAUGUCAUUUCGACACCAAAACAACCUCAGCUUGAUUACUGGGUGCGUCUGCUUGAUAGCAGGAAAUUUGAUUUUCCUUCCAAUGUAAUCCGCCCGAAGAUCUCAAAAACCGAGGUUGCUAAAGUCAGCACUUCUGUUGGUAUCGACAAUCUUGCCAGUUCCAAUGGUGUCACUGUUCCCAUCGUCUUCCAGACUGCCUUUUCUGUUUUAUUGGCACACAUCAGCGGAACCCAUGACGUCAUCUACGACAAUCUAAUAACUGGGCGGAACGUACCCCUGGACCACCCCCAACUCAUUGAUGGGAACUGUGCGAACUUCCUACCUUUCCAAGGUCAUCUAGCCAAAGACCAGUCCAUUGAGUCCUUACUCAAGGAGACGCAAGCGGCUUUCUGGACCUCAACGGAAAAUGGGCUUGUCUCGCUUGGCGAAAUAUACAAUGCCCUAGGACGUGAUCGCUCUACGUCGGCCGCCAAGUGUCUGUUCUGCUUCCAGCCGUUUGAGGCAGCGCCAAGCAAGCAGGACCCUAUGCGCUGGAUUGUUAUGAAGAUGAGUAAGAAUACUAUGUACUUCAAUUACGCCAUCCAGCUGGAGGUGAUCAAAACUGCAACAAAGGGUGAAUACAUGAUUCGAUUUGGAUAUGAUGAGAGGGCAUUGACAGAUAAGGAGGUAAGACUGGCCUUAGACUGGUACAUUGGGUGCUUGGGUGGAAUGGCAACAGGAGCUUUGGUUGAGGAGUUGGGGAUGUGA